AUGAGCCCCAUGAGUCAGACCCAUGCCACCCCGGGGUAUGUGAAGCUGACAAAGAGGGAGAUUGGCAAGGCGGCAGCAGCUCUGAUGCAGGGGGAGCAGUCCGGCAUGAAGGGGUUGGAAGCGGCAUAUGGGCUUCCGGAAGGGGAAGACCUCCCUGCGGUAUGGCACCGUUUCUUCGAAGAUAUGCAGUCACUGCUACUCAACAAAGCACCACCAGAGGCCCCCACCUCCUCACCCUUCAAGACCUUGCCCGAGCUCUUGUGCAAGGCACUCAAGGAGGAGCUAACUUCCUUCAAAAACUGCCUGCGCACUUUCAGCAAAGUAGCAAAGGGCCUAUGCGAACUCCGGCAGCAGUUCAGACAGGGAGAAGUCACCCACGCUCUACGGAUUUCAACCCCCAAACUACAGCUAACCGACCCCAUCCUACAGGAUAAGCUGAACCAGGACCUGGAUAAGGAGCUGAAAACCUUCAAAACGAAGGCCCAGCUGACCCUGAUGGCGUACAAAGAGAAGGAGAAGGCUGUGUGUGAGACAGCCGCAGAGGUCUGGUCGGCACGGACUUUCUCCGGUUUCAAAAGCUUCCUAGAAAAAGACCUCCACCUCUUCGAGACCCACGCAGCACCCAACACCCCUGCUCCUGACGCUUACCUCAAGGAGCUGGCCGCUGACUUCAUGGCACGCGGCAUGGCACGCGAGCUGAUGUACCAUGCAGUGUGGAUAAAGCGCAGCCGCAACUCGAAGGCAAGGGUGACGGCUAAACGGGAGAAGGUACGGGAUGAGCAAGCACGGGGGGUGGAGAUUCAAGCUAACCCCUCUACCGAUCUAAUCGCCCUGGUGAAAACGCUGCCAGCGCAGACCGGGCAGCUGCCCGAUACUGGACCCGCACUUGACCGCACAGCUCUACAGGCACAGGAGGCGGCUGACCGCACUCAAACUGCGCUAGCACAGAAUGCACAGCAGCCCAACACCCCUGCCCAACCCGCGCUGCAGGCACCCAUGCAACCAGCAACAUCUGCAUACCCUUUCAUGGCAGCCCCCUCAUUCCCCAGCAUGUACCAGCAAUACCCCUUCGCACCCAUGCAACCCACCAUAGCCACUGGCAGCCAUUUCCUGCCACACACACACCCCUUCCUCUUCUCCCAGCAGGCUAUCCCCCUACAACACACCUCGGCACCCGCUCAACCUGCUCUCUCAAACAUGUCGGUCAUGCCAGCAGCACCUGCACCUCCGGCAUACACUUACGCAUCCACGACUCCCCCUCCCCAGCAGGUCGCUCAAGGACCGCAAGCUCAAAUGGCUUUCGGGCCCCCCGAGGGUACGGGGGCACCGCUCAACAUCAACUAUGCCCCUGCUGCCUUUGGCAUGCCCAUGCGUUUUUUAUGCUGA
Molecule: messenger RNA, 1386 nt
Organism: Closterium sp. Naga37s-1
Lineage: Eukaryota; Viridiplantae; Streptophyta; Zygnematophyceae; Desmidiales; Closteriaceae
Source: the annotation of a GenBank genome assembly